Messenger RNA from Emiliania huxleyi CCMP1516, 441 nucleotides. RefSeq lists its product as hypothetical. The record is from RefSeq and is a predicted model, not a curated record. Bases 1 to 441 code for a protein of 146 amino acids. Lineage: Eukaryota; Haptophyta; Isochrysidales; Noelaerhabdaceae. The transcript is spliced from 4 exons.
AUGCCUAACGCCGCACUGGAGUUGGGCGCUCCGGCCGUCCCUCCAGGCCAGCGUCACCGCUGGCCCCCGGCCGUCGGCCCCUCACCGUGCGACGCCGGCUCCAUGCCUAACGCCGCACUGGAGUUGGGCGCUCCGGCCGUCCCUCCAGGCCAGCGUCACCGCUGGCCCCCGGCCGUCGGCCCCUCACCGUGCAACGCCGGCUUCAAGCCCACAGCGCCGCACUGGGAGUUGGGCGCUCCGCGCCAUCCCUCCCGCCAGCGAUCCGUUACGCUGGCAACCGUCUGCUUUCCGAAAGAGGCAGCGUUGCUGCUUUCCGAAAGAGGCAGCGGUGCUGGCUUUCCGAAAGAGGCAGCGGUGCUGCUUUCCGAAAGAGGCCCGAUCGAGGCCUGUUCCCUCUGCGGCCUCAGUGGCCUGCGCAGCGCGCUGCUGAUGGCGGAAUAA